UAACGAUCGGGCCAAACGAGACAAAGGCUCUGUUGCAGCAGCUCUUCUGGCCCUGAGCUCGAAACUCGAAACGCCAUAGCCGUCGGGUCUCCGUCUUCGUACGUACUCCACGCCUUCCUCGUCGCUCCUCGUGCUCCGACAGACGUCCCAGUGGCUCCGCCGUUCCCGAUUUGGUUGGAAUUGGUCUGUAGGCCGUUCGAUUCGGUAUCAGUAGCGUGUGUGAGGCCGUGGAUGGUUGCGGCAUCUAUAUGUGGUGAUUUGGCUUGAGGCAUCUGGCGAGGGGUUGUUGCGAGCCGCCAGGCUUUGCGACCUGCGGUGCAGUGAUUGCCGUGUUUGCGGUGGGAGUGGUAAUCAAACCCUAAUCAAGAUCUGUGUGCAUAGGCUUCUGGUUCGGAGUCGGCAAUUUUAUCUUUUGACGUUUUACCUGCGGUGUCGCUGCGUGGAAGGGCUUGUAGGAACCUGUUUGUAGCGCUGGAGGGGGAGGCGGACAGAUCAUUGGUGGGCGUGCGGAGGAGGGCCAGAGGAGGAGAAGAAGCCGUGGCGGAAAUUCGCGGGAAUCGACUAAAACGUGAAUUUACGGGGCCUUCAAGCACUCUCUGCAUGUGUGCCUGUAUUGCCUUGAGUCACCCUCGGCGCUCUUUUGAGGCUUCACAACUGGAAGGCAAUAAUUCGCAGCGCAGGCAACGCCAUCUAUGGCGCCCGCGGAACAACUCAAGACCAGAAGUGAAUCUGGUAGUAGUGGGGUAAGGAGUACAACCCCUACAGUUAUCGUCAUCGGCGCUGGUUUUGGAGGCCUCGCUGCCGCCCGAUUUCUCUACAACUCGAACGUGAAGGUUGUGGUGUUGGAGUCUCGUGAACGGAUUGGGGGUCGUGUUUACACUGACUAUUCUUUUGGAUUCCCCGUCGAUAUGGGGGCUUCAUGGUUACAUGGAGUAUGCAAGGACAACCCUCUCGCACCUGUUAUCGGCAAGCUACGAUUGCCUUUGUAUCGAACAUGUGGCGAUAAUUCAGUUUUGUAUGACCAUGACUUAGAGAGCUAUGCGCUAUUUGACAUGGAUGGUCACCAAGUUCCACAAUCUCUGGUCACGGAGGUCGGGGAGGUGUUCGAGAGUUUAUUGGAAGAGACAAAGAAACUCAGGGAUGAGCACUCGGAUGACAUGUCAGUAAUGAAGGCGUUUACACUAGUCUUGGAGAAACGGCCAGAUCUGAGGCAAGAGGGGAUGGCAUUCAAAGUUCUGCAGUGGUAUUUGUGUCGCAUGGAAGGAUGGUUUGCAGCCGACGCAGACAACAUCUCCGUUCAAAGUUGGGACGAGGAGGAGUUGCUUCAAGGUGGGCACGGUUUGAUGGUGAAGGGUUAUGAGCCCGUUAUCAGCUCCCUUGCUGAAGGUCUUGAUAUCAGAUUCAAUCAUAGGGUUACGAAGAUCAGUCGGCGCCUGCAUGGAGUGCGAGUGGGCACCGAAGAUGGGAAGGUAUUCGAAGCUGAUGCUUGUGUUGUAGCAUUACCUCUGGGAGUGUUGAAAGCAAAUGUGGUGCGGUUUGAGCCGAGAUUGCCGGAGUGGAAGGAGGCAGCAAUUGCUGAUUUAGGGGUGGGCAACGAGAAUAAGAUCGCCCUGUUCUUUGAGGAAGUGUGCUGGCCGAACGUAGAGUUCCUUGGAGUUGUUGCCCCGACUUCGUACGGUUGCAGCUACUUUUUGAACCUUCACAAGGCAACAGGGCACCCUGUGUUGGUAUACAUGCCUGCAGGACGUCUUGCCAAUGAUAUUGAGCAGCUGUCAAAUGAGGCUGCUGCCAACUUCGCUAUCAGGCAGUUGAAAAGAAUAUUGCCGAAUGCUGCAGAGCCGAUCAAAUAUCUGGUGUCGAGGUGGGGGACGGACCCAAACUCGAGGGGGUGCUACAGCUAUGACGCAGUGGGCAAGCCCCACGAUCUGUACGAACGGCUACGCACACCAGUUGACAAUUUGUUCUGGGCUGGGGAAGCCACCAGCGAGAGGUUCCCUGGAACUGUGCAUGGUGCGUUUCAUACAGGUGUGAUGGCAGGAAGUGAGUGUCUGAAAAGAUUUGCUGAAAGGUGCCGGGAUCUGGAGAUGUUUCAGCCCGUGAUGGCGAAAGAAGACGAACUGAUCACGCCAUUGUUGAUUUCUCGGAUGUGAAGAACGCACAAGCUACCUACUUCGUUGUGGGCCGUGCGGGUGGGUCGUCCAUGAGAAUGGGCUCUAGGGGUGGUAUCGUGGUAAAUGUUGUUAUCAUAUGGAUCUUGAAGCUUUGUCAUACAAUUACUAAAAUCACUCCCAACUCUGGGCAAGCAAAGUGGAAUGAGUAUCAUGACGUCUCUUCAGUUGUGGAGUGCGAGAAGUUGGCAAUGAGACUGAGAGUUAAUGGGCCUGGGAACAUGAGAACCCCACACAGGCCGUAACCUUAGACUCUAUAACAGCUUGCUGGUAGUGUAGCCGUAAGUUGUGAAUAGUGUUGUGAGGGUGUGGAUAGGUUAAACCAAGUUGCAAGACAGGGAUCACUGGCGUUGGUGAAGUUCUUGUGGCGUAGUAGUGUCAGACAUUUGACUUUAGUAGUAGAGUCCACAUGAGAGUUUGGGGUUGCACGUCUGCUCCCCCUCUAUAUUCUGCCCGCUGCGCAAGCAAGCCGUAGGCACAUUGGACUAGUGCUUGUAGGUCCGAAGCAAUGCUUGGUCGAGAUAAUUCCCACGAACUGUUGCAUCCUGGCACGUCCCAUUGCAUGGUUGCAAUCUGAAAGCAUUCUUUAUUAUAAUUCAAGGCAACAGAUGGUCGUCUGGUUGGUCUCAAUUUGUA
This is a messenger RNA of Physcomitrium patens, 2804 nucleotides long. Its product is annotated as polyamine oxidase 2. Gene Ontology annotation, biological process: polyamine catabolic process. Gene Ontology annotation, molecular function: polyamine oxidase activity. NCBI's taxonomy places the organism in Eukaryota, Viridiplantae, Streptophyta, Bryopsida, Funariales, Funariaceae. Gene Ontology annotation, cellular component: peroxisome. The record is from RefSeq and is a predicted model, not a curated record.